GCGCAAACGGAUCAGGAUCAAACCCACCGACCCCAGCGCACGCGAGGAGUCCACGCCCCCACGUGGACGCCCACCCGCCGCUCUUCCCGCCGCCGCCGGCGUCAUGUCCCCCGGCGGCGUCUUCCUGGGCGUCGACGUCGGCACAGGCAGUGCUCGCGCAGGCCUAUUUGAUGAGAAGGGUAAGUUGCUGGGUUCGGCGAGCAGCCCUAUACAGAUAUGGAAAGAGAAAGAUUGCAUCGAGCAAUCGUCGACGGAUAUCUGGCAUGCUGUGUGUGCUGCUGUAAAAUCUGCAUGCUCGCUGGCAAAUGUUGCCCCUGACGGUGUCGUCGGUCUUGGCUUCGCUGCUACUUGUUCCCUUGUUGCUGUUGAUGCUGAUGGUUCCCCUGUUUCGGUUUCUUGGAGUGGUGAUGCCAGAAGGAACAUCAUUGUGUGGAUGGACCAUAGAGCUGUCGAUCAGGCUGACCGAAUUAAUGCUCGCAAUUCGCCUGUAUUACAAUAUUGUGGCGGUGGCGUCUCCCCAGAAAUGCAAGCACCAAAGCUUCUGUGGGUAAAGGAAAAUCUGCAAGAGUCUUGGCCUAUGGUAUGUAGGUGGAUGGACCUUAGUGACUGGUUAGCAUAUAGAGCGACUGGUGAUGACACCCGCAGCUUAUGCACAACAGUUUGCAAAUGGACAUAUCUUGGACAUGCACACAUGGAGCAGUGGAGGGAAUCAGAUUCGCGUGAUAUGGAAGCAUGUGGAUGGGAUGAAGUCUUUUGGGAAGAAAUAGGCUUGGGAGACCUUGUUGAAGGGAAUCGCGCAAAAAUAGGACGAAGUGUGGCGUUUCCAGGCCACCCACUAGGUUCUGGCUUGACUCCUACUUCUGCAAAGGAGUUAGGCUUGCUUCCUGGGACACCUGUUGGAACUUCGCUUAUUGAUGCUCAUGCUGGUGGUGUUGGAGUCAUGGAAAGUGUGCCAGAUGCAGGAUCGGAAGCUGGCUCGUCUGAUGAAGAAGCAAUAUGUCGCCGCAUGGUCUUGGUUUGUGGAACAUCUACAUGCCACAUGGCUGUUUCCAAGAACAAAUUAUUUAUCCCUGGUGUAUGGGGGCCAUUUUGGUCUGCGAUGGUUCCUGAGUAUUGGCUCACAGAAGGUGGUCAAAGUGCAACUGGUGCUCUCAUUGAUUACAUUGUUCAAAACCAUGCUGCUGCUCCCCUUCUUGCUAAAAAUGCUGCUUCUCAAAGUGUAUCCAUAUUUGAGUUGAUGAACAAGAUGCUGAUUUCGAUGUCACAUGAACAAAAUUUGCCCUUUCUUUCUGCUUUGAGUCAAGAUACCCAUGUCCUUCCAGAUUUCCAUGGAAAUCGGUCCCCUGUCGCUGAUCCAAAAUCCAAAGGGGUGAUUUGUGGCUUGACACUUGAUACAAGUGAGAUGCAUUUAGCGCUUCUGUACCUAGCAACAAUUCAGGCUAUUGCGUAUGGCACUCGUCAUAUUGUGGAGCAUUGCAAUACUAAUGGGCAUAAGAUUGACACUCUUCUUGCCUGUGGUGGACUUGCAAAAAACUCCUUGUAUAUCCAAGAACACGCAGAUAUCAUUGGAUGCCCAAUAAUACUUCCUAGAGAGAGCGAGUCUGUGCUUUUAGGUGCUGCUGUUCUUGGUGCUGUUGCUGCAAAGAAGUUUCCUGGCGUCCGUGAUGCAAUGAAGUCACUGAAUGCAGCAGGGGAGGUCGUGCAUCCGUCUUCAGAUCCCCGGGUGAAGAAAUAUCAUGAUGCCAAAUAUCAGAUAUUCAGGUCUUUGUAUGAACAACAGCUCUCUCAUCGCUCAGCCAUGUCGCAAGCAUUGCAGUAGGGACUAUAUGACCACUGAGCCGGGUACUCUAUUCUUGGUUCUGAAUACCCUGGAUUUGUCGACAUGUUUCCUUUCUAUUUACAUGUAAAAGAAGAAGAAACACUCCGUGAUGGAAGCAGUGAUACAAUGCCUAUUUGUCGCAGAAAGUAAAGCAAGAUGAUCCUUUUGAAAUGGCAAUA
Brachypodium distachyon (stiff brome) is the source of this 1998-nucleotide messenger RNA. RefSeq names its product FGGY carbohydrate kinase domain-containing protein. The record is from RefSeq and is a predicted model, not a curated record. Gene Ontology annotation, biological process: carbohydrate metabolic process. The coding region runs from base 104 to 1819 and encodes 571 amino acids. Gene Ontology annotation, molecular function: phosphotransferase activity, alcohol group as acceptor; kinase activity. NCBI's taxonomy places the organism in Eukaryota, Viridiplantae, Streptophyta, Magnoliopsida, Poales, Poaceae. The transcript has 15 exons.